CAAUACUUCAUAAGAGAAGGCUUCUACCCUGUACCUUCAUACAUAUCACUCAAUGGCAGAAGACUGAUUAUUUCUAUACUUGCGAACUGUCCCACUAACAGGCCUGGCAUAGAGGACAUCCUUGCGAGUGACUUCUUCGCACAGGGUUUUACACCUAAACGGCUAUCAUCUGCCAGCUGUACCACUGCUCCAACCUUCUUGCUUUCCAUCCAACUCACCAGAUUCUUCAGUAAAGCAGCCAAAGUUCUGUAUCGAGGAGUCUUCCAUAAAUCCUUCUGCUCAGAUUGCGGAGAAGCAGGGGAGCAUAGGAAGUCAAUGGGUGCCUACACAGAGCCUGGAGUCUCUGAGUACAGAUGACACAUCUGAGGAAGACAAAACAGAAGACAUCAUGGGACCUAGUGAUGAAUCUCUUGCUAUACUCAUGAGAGGGAGAAUGAGCAGCAGGCGAAGGUUGGCCAUACAGAAACAGAGAAAGCCAAUGGUAGAGAAAAUGGUGGAAGAUGUCACUGAUAUAUUGAAAAACUUCCUGUUCACCAUCACACCAGGUGACUUGGAUCCCACAAAGCAGGUGAAUUUCCCUAUUCUAUGGGUGACCAAGUGGGUGGAUUACUCUAAUAAAUAUGGCUUUGGCUACCAGCUUUCUGAUGACUGUACAGGGGUACUACUGAGCGAUGGAACACAUAUUGUUCUUUCCCCAUAUACACAAAAAGUUUGUUACUCUACAAGCUCAGAAGAACAUAUCACAUUUCCUGAAUGGAGCCCACCAUAUAAGCUGGAAGCAAAGAUGAGGAUACUCAGGUUUUUUUUUCAUUACAUGCAGGAAAAUGUGUUGGAGGGUGGAGAUCUUCGGGGAGCACCCAGCCUAUCUGUCAGAACAUUGUGCCUGCUGCACUUCCUGAAGACAGAUCAAGCACUGUUGAUGUUGUUCAGUAAUGGAACAUUGCAGGUGAACUUUUAUCAUGACCGUACGAAGAUUAUAUUAAGCAGAGCAAAGCAAGGUUAUCUACUGAGCUUUGUUGACCAAGAUCGACAGAGUUGUACAGUGCCAUUGUCAGUACUUAAGGUUGGUUGUCCGGCUCUUAUAAUACAGAGGAUGGAAUAUGCGCUCACUUUGCUGCAAAGCCUAUAA
This is a messenger RNA of Staurois parvus, 1129 nucleotides long. The record is from the annotation of a GenBank genome assembly. Lineage: Eukaryota; Metazoa; Chordata; Amphibia; Anura; Ranidae.